Macrosteles quadrilineatus (aster leafhopper) is the source of this 1150-nucleotide messenger RNA. Its product is annotated as RNA-binding protein with serine-rich domain 1-B-like. Lineage: Eukaryota; Metazoa; Arthropoda; Insecta; Hemiptera; Cicadellidae. The record is from RefSeq and is a predicted model, not a curated record. Gene Ontology annotation, cellular component: cytoplasm; nucleoplasm; ASAP complex. Gene Ontology annotation, biological process: mRNA splicing, via spliceosome. The transcript has 5 exons. Bases 92 to 1039 code for a protein of 315 amino acids. Gene Ontology annotation, molecular function: RNA binding.
CUAUAACCCAACCUCACCUCUCUUCUCCAUCCUAGUUUUUCGUACGUCAAUAUAAAUCUAGGCCUAAACGUUAUAAUUUUCGGUUACUGUUAUGGUUGUUGUGGACAAAAAGAUGGCCCGAAACCGACAUGAAAAUAACAAAGGCAAAGACUCAGACAGUGAAGCAUCUAAUAAAGAGAACAAGAAGGAGAGAGGACGGGAAAAGGAGAAGAAAAAGAAAACUGGGAGUGACUCGUCUUCUAGAAGUGGCAGUACCAGCACCAGCUCGAGAAGUAGUUCAUCAUCAUCAUCAGGGUCCUCUUCAUCUCACAGCUCGAGCUCGAAUUCAAGAUCUAGCUCAAGCUCAAGCUCCACGAGCUCAUCCUCGACAGACAGCUCGGCUGCAAGAGCCAAGGCCAAACGUAAAGCUUCUGCUCCAGCAGCUAGUCGCAGCCGCAGUCCCGACACCAAGAAACCCAAGCAAGAUAAGGACAAAGAUAAAGAGAACAGGGAGAAGAAGGAAAAGAAAUCUGAGAAGCUCAAGACAGCAGUGAAAAAAUCACGCUCUCCGUCUCCAAAACGCAAACGUAAGGAGAGGUCACCGACACCCAAACCGCUGCGGAUCCAUGUGGGGAGGUUGACCCGUAAUGUCUCCAAAGACCACAUCUCCGAGAUAUUCAGCAGCUACGGAACCAUAAAAGCUGUGGAGUUCCCAGUAGACAGACUUCAUCCACCCCAGGGUCGUGGAUUCGCCUACGUGGAGUUUGAAACUGCCGAGCAAGCGGAGAACGCGAUGAAACACAUGGACGGAGGUCAAAUUGACGGACAAGAGAUCACUUGUGCGCCCGUGUUGCUACCCAAGAUGCGGCCCCGCAGGUCCCCUCCACGCAGGGGUCCCCCGCCUAGGUGGGGCGGUCCAGGGGGUCGGUCUCCUCCACGGUACCGUCGUCGCACACCUCCACCCCCGCGGCGCAGGAUGUCACCCCCUCGUCGGCGCCACUCCCCUCCCCCGGCCCGGCGCCGCAGGUACAGUCGCUCAUCAUCAAGCAGUUCUCGAUGACCUUCUACAACAGCUAUCACGGACAUUGCACUGCCAAACUGAUGUGUUGUGUAUAUAAACAAUGUGUUUUUUUUAUUUGUAAUUUUAUUAAGUGAAUAAAUACUAGUUAUU